Molecule: messenger RNA, 786 nt
Organism: Phlebotomus papatasi
Lineage: Eukaryota; Metazoa; Arthropoda; Insecta; Diptera; Psychodidae
Product: gustatory and pheromone receptor 33a-like
Exons: 2
Coding region: 35-619 (194 amino acids)
Biological process (GO): sensory perception of taste
Cellular component (GO): neuronal cell body; axon; dendrite
Source: RefSeq, a predicted model, not a curated record
UACCUUACCUAAACCAAACACAAAGACCGCAUUCAUGGAAGAGAAUCAUCUUCCUGCGAAUGCCCACACGCGUCUUAAUGAAAUGUUCAUUCUUCAUGAUAAACUUUGCGAUAUCUCUGAAAUCCUAAAUGAUGCCUUCUCUCUUCAGAUAGUAUCCACCAUUACGGCUGGAUUUAUCAUAAUCAUCUUUGGCUUCUUUAUCGAAACAAAAGUAAUCUUCUGGGCGUGGGGUCAGAAUUACACACUAAUUCUUAUCGCUACAUCCUACGUCAUUUGGGGCGGAAUCAAUGCCCUCAUGAUCUACACAAUGCUGGCCUGCACUACAAACACCCGGGAAACUGCAAAUGCUGCUGCACUCGUUGUCCAUAAAAUUUUACAGAACAAGCCCGCAUUUAUGCUCAAUGACGAGAUCUACUACAACAAGAUGAAGAGUUUCACUCUGCAGAUCCUCCACAGGAAGAAUACCUAUCAUUUCAAUGCUUUGGGAUUAUUCCGGCUCGAUUAUACCUUUAUCUUUUCAGCCGUUAGUGCUGCUACGAGCUACUUAAUUGUUUUGCUGCAAUUUGAUUUGACGGAUUACCUGGCUGCUUUCGAUAUGAUGCUCCAUGGAUCUUCUUAAGCAAUUCCUGCAUGAAAUUUGAGGAAAUACAGCACAUAUUUUGUGAGGAAAUUGGAAAAUCACAAGCAUCACAAGGAAAUUAGGCACAUCUCACUCAAUAGAAAACUAGUAAAAGUACUGUCACUGAAAUAAUGUAGAUAUUAGAGAUAAACUCCUGUCUAAUACGA